This is a messenger RNA of Hyla sarda, 3333 nucleotides long. It is a transcript of the gene PITRM1, whose product is annotated as pitrilysin metallopeptidase 1. Gene Ontology annotation, biological process: protein processing. Gene Ontology annotation, molecular function: metal ion binding. Gene Ontology annotation, cellular component: mitochondrial matrix. Lineage: Eukaryota; Metazoa; Chordata; Amphibia; Anura; Hylidae. The record is from RefSeq and is a predicted model, not a curated record. The coding region runs from base 105 to 3188 and encodes 1027 amino acids. The transcript is spliced from 27 exons.
CCCGCCUCUUCCUGUCCGGUCAUGUGACCUUCUUUAAACCUCUCCGCGGAAGCCGCUGCCGUAUUUUGUGACGCUGUGCCGGUGUGGUGUACAGGAGGGCAGACAUGAGCGGGCAGUACAGAGCCGGGCUGCUGCUGAGCCGUGCACUUUUUAAGAAUUCAUGGAGAUGGCGAGCGACUUCAGCAAGUGAAAAAGCAUUGCAGUUUAAACCAGGCGAAACGAUCCAUGGAUUCACAGUGAAGGAGGUCACUCCGGUCCCUGACUUGUUUUUAACUGCAGUAAAGCUCAACCAUGAAGCCACUGGUGCAAAAUACUUGCAUGUCGCAAGAGAAGACUCAAAUAACUUAUUCAGUGUACAGUUCCGAACAACCCCUCUGGACAGCACCGGAGUCCCACACAUACUGGAACAUACAGUUUUGUGUGGGUCCAAGAAGUAUCCAUGUAGAGAUCCCUUCUUCAAGAUGUUAAAUCGAUCCUUAUCCACUUUUAUGAAUGCAUUCACAGCAAGUGAUUACACGAUGUACCCGUUUUCAACUCAAAAUGCCAAGGACUUCCAGAAUCUCCUGUCUGUGUAUUUAGAUGCUGUAUUUUUCCCGUGCCUGAGGGAACUGGACUUCUGGCAAGAAGGAUGGAGAUUAGAGCAUGAAAAUCCCACUGAUCCCAAUUCCCCUCUGAUAUUUAAGGGCAUUGUAUUUAAUGAGAUGAAAGGAGCAUUUACAGAUAAUGAGAGAAUCUUUGCACAGCAGCUACAGAACAAGCUUCUUCCAGACCACACGUACUCUGUCGUAUCUGGAGGAGAGCCAUUAGACAUCCCAGAUCUCACCUGGAAUCAGCUGAAGCAAUUUCAUGCCACUCACUAUCACCCAAGCAAUGCCAGCUUCUUUACCUAUGGAAAUCUUCCAUUGGAGCAGCACUUAAAGCAAAUUCAGGAAGAUGCCUUGAGCAAGUUUAAGAGCAUUGAUCCACACACAAUGGUUCCACAACAGCAGAGAUGGAGGUGUCCGGAAGAAUAUCAUAUCACUUGUGGAGUGGACACAUUUGCAAGUGAUCCGGCUAAACAGACGAUGGUCAGCAUGAGCUUCCUCUUAUCAGACAUUACAGAUUCCUUUGAGUCAUUUACACUGAGCCUCUUGUCAUCUUUGUUGGUUGAUGGACCAAAUUCUCCUUUCUACAAAGCCUUAAUAGAAGCCAACCUUGGGACUGAUUUCUCUCCUGAUACUGGUUUUAACAAUUACACCAGAGACACUUACUUCAGCAUUGGAUUACAGGGAGUAAAUAAAGAUCAUGUCCAGUCUGUGAAAGAAAUCAUAACUAAAACUAUCCAAGAGGUUGUUGAAAAAGGAUUUGAGACAGAAAGAAUUGAAGCACUUCUCCACAAGCUUGAGAUCCAGAUGAAGCAUCAGUCUACAAGCUUUGGCCUUACAUUAGCCUCAUAUGUUGCAUCUAGCUGGAAUCACGAUGGAGACCCUGUUGACCUGUUAAAAGUUGGAGAGAAAAUAAAUCGAUUCAGACAGUGUCUUAAAGACAACCCCACAUUCCUACAAGAAAAAGUCAAGCAGCAUUUUCAGAAUAAUCUACACACAAUGACUUUAAGUAUGAGUCCCGAUGAAAAUUAUUAUGAGAAGAAAGCUCAACUGGAAAAUAAAAAAUUGAACCAGAAGGUUGAAGCUUUGACUGAAGACGAGAGGAAGCAAAUAUAUGAGAAAGGUCUUGAGCUUCUAGAGUUGCAAAGUAAACCCCAGGAUGCAUCUUGUCUUCCUGCACUCAAAGUAUCUGACAUUGAGCCGACAAUCCCACAUACAGACCUGGAAUUGGCUUAUGCAGGUGAGGUUCCUGUUCAGUAUUGUGCUCAGCCAACAAACGGUAUGGUUUAUUUCCGAGCAAUCUCCAGCCUUAAUACUCUUCCUGAGGAGCUCAAGCCUUACGUGCCUCUCUUCUGCUCUGUUAUAACAAAGAUGGGGUGCGGUGUUUAUAGCUACCGAGAACAAGCUCAACAGAUGGAGCUGACAACAGGAGGGAUGAGCGUCUGUCCACACAUCAUACCAGAUGACUCCAACCUGGACUCCUAUGAACAGGGGGUGCUGUUUUCAUCGAUUUGCUUGGACAGGAAUAUGCCGGACAUGAUGCACCUGUGGAGUGAAAUAUUUAACAGUCCCCAUUUUGAUGAUGAAGAACGGCUUCGAGUUUUAGUAAGGAUGAGCGCACAGGAGAUGUCGAAUGGCAUUCCAGAUUCUGGCCACACCUAUGCUGCUAUACGAGCAAGUCGGACAUUAACUCCGGCCGGGGAACUAAACGAACUCUUCAAUGGAAUGGAUCAGGUCCGAAUGAUGAAAAGGAUUGCCGAAAUGUCGGAUUUGACCCCAUUACUGCGAAAAAUGUCACGUAUUCGUAAAUCCUUACUACUGAGUGACAGCAUAAGGUGCUCUGUCAAUGCCACACCUCAGCAGAUGUCUAUAGCUGCAAAGGAAGUCGAACACUUUUUGGCUGGAAUCCAUCGGAGUAAAAAAGAGCGCAAAGCAAUUCGACCUUAUAUUAUUUCGAAAUCUUUAAAUCCUGCCUUGGUUGAAAAAGAUGGAUCACACGCAGGCUACAGGAAGCUUGUUCAUGACCCAACUUUCAAACCCUGUCAGAUGAAGACGCACUUUUCCUUGCCUUUUCCAGUAAAUUACAUUGGUGAAUGUAUAAGGACUGUCCCUUACAUGCAUGCUGACUAUGCCAGCCUUCGUGUACUUGCACGAGUAAUGACUGCAAAAUUUCUCCAUGGAGAGAUCCGUGAAAAAGGAGGAGCCUACGGUGGUGGGGCCAGGUUGAGCUUUGAUGGAGUGUUCACAUUCUACUCAUAUCGAGACCCAAAUUCAUUGUCUACAUUGUCCACGUAUUGUAAGGCAAUAGAAUGGGCCAAGUCAGGAAAGUUCACUUUACAAGACCUCGAUGAAGCUAAAUUGUCAAUAUUUUCAGCUGUGGAUUCUCCUGUUGCUCCUUCUGACAAAGGUAUGAAUCUUUUCUUGCAUGGUAUAACCGAUGAGAUGCGACAGAAGCAUAGAGAGCAACUGUUUGCUGUCAGUCAUUCUGAUCUCAUAGAUGUUGCCAGCAGAUAUUUAGCUAUUGGCCAGUGCACACAUGGGAUGGCUAUUCUGGGUCCUGAGAAUGCAAGUAUCGCAAAAGAUCCAACUUGGAUCAUUCGAUGAGAUUAUUCUUCAUGAAGAAGAUACGUUUAUUAGUCCUUGUAAAGGAAAUCUAUUUAUACAUUCUUUAUUAGGUCAUUCUUCAUUUAUUUUAUAAACUCUUAACAUUUCUUGUAAUGUCAAAUUAUAUUAAAAGAAAACUCACUUA